Zingiber officinale is the source of this 801-nucleotide messenger RNA. RefSeq lists its product as uncharacterized. The record is from RefSeq and is a predicted model, not a curated record. NCBI's taxonomy places the organism in Eukaryota, Viridiplantae, Streptophyta, Magnoliopsida, Zingiberales, Zingiberaceae. Bases 1 to 801 code for a protein of 266 amino acids. The transcript has 2 exons.
AUGAUUGCGUGGAGGGCACAGUACACACGAGGCGAUCAUGGCUAUCCAACAAUUGUGCUUGAGACAGUCGCAUCUGUCGAUUUGUGGAUAUGGCAUGCAUUUUUUGGAGUUGUUGGAUCUCGCAAUGACAUCAAUGUACUUAAUGAAUCACCUAUUUUUAAUGAAGUCUUGAAAGGAAAUGCACCGGAAGUUAAUUUUAUUGUGAACGGUACACAAUAUACAAAAGGGCUAACAGAUGGUAUAUAUCCAGAAUGUGCCACUUUCGUCAAGAGUUUUUCCUGCCCUAAGGAUCUGAAAAGAAUGAAAUUUAAGGAAAGACAAGAGGCUGCAAAAAAAGAUGUCGAGCGGGCAUUUGGGGUAUUCCAAGCUCGUUGGGCAAUUAUAAGAGGUCCAGGGCGACAUUGGUUUAUGGACAAAUGCAAAGAAAUCAUGUAUACGUGCAUUAUUUUACACAACAUGAUUGUGGAGGACGAAGGUCAUGCAAUAUCGAUUUGGGAUCGCGAAGAACAAGAUACAAUCACAGCGAAUCAUGGCUCAACCAGUGAAUUUGCUGAAGACAUUCGAAGAAAUUCUGAUUUACGUGAUACUCAGCGUGCUAUAUUUGUGGGACAUUGCCACAACCACAACCAUGACUCUACCAUCACUACCUUCUUCUCUGGCCACCACGACAUCACAUUUAUUGCUAUCCCCAUUGAUAGUUUUGUUAUCGCUGCUCUUCCUGCCACAAGUGACAUUGACUCCGUUCUAUCAUCACGAUUCGAGCGCAACCAUCAUCGCCGGAACACCAAUACCGACGAUUAG